AUUGGAAAACGAUCUUGAGAUGAUGACCGAGAAAAAGAAACAGCUGCAGACCAAACUGGACGAAUACGAGUCCAAAUCUCGACUAGAACGGGAUGUACUUGCGUCCAAAUUGGAUGAAACAAACCAAAAGUUUGCAGAGCAAGAGGAGCGAUGUAUUCAAAUGCGAAUUCUUUUAGAAGACUCUGAGCGUAUCAAGGAAGAAAUGCAAGCGAGUUUUGAUGCUUCAUUAAAGAUGCUUCAAGUGCGAGGAUCGCUUAAUGAAGCCGAAACAAAAAAGAUCGGCGAGCUAAAUGCAGAGCUGUUUGGACAUGCAAAUAACCUACAAAAGAUCAAGCACUUAUCACAGAUUAAAGAAGAGAAUAUAAAGCUGAAGACUCGGAGUGCAAAGGCGGAGCAAGAUCGAGAUCGACUCAAGGAACGUGUGAUAUCGCUUGAAAGGGAGUUGGAUGCGCUACGACCUUUGGGAGGAAUAGCGAAGCGAAUAACUGUGAGUAAAAACAAGACCUUUGGCGGACCCAAGUUCAAUACGAGCCAUUAUCAUGCAAGCGGAUCCAACGCAACAAUACCGCGCACGGGAGGAAUGGUAGGCGCUGACACGGAAGAAACCAAACAUGACGAGAGUGUGACAGACACGACAGCAGACGAUACGUUUAUGAGUGACAAGGCAAGCCGAGGAACAGGCGGAGUGUCGUUUUUUAUAUCUUGAGUUUUUUGGAAAUAAAGUUUGGAUUGACAGCAACC
Molecule: messenger RNA, 741 nt
Organism: Batrachochytrium dendrobatidis JAM81
Lineage: Eukaryota; Fungi; Chytridiomycota; Chytridiomycetes; Rhizophydiales
Exons: 1
Coding region: 20-706 (228 amino acids)
Source: RefSeq, a predicted model, not a curated record